GGGACAAAAACACAAAAGCAUACAAGCACUAAAGAGCAAAAUAUGGAAGGGAGGAGGUCCACUAGUGCAAAUAUAGAAAACAGAAGGGCAUAAUCGUGAAGAAUCUCAUAUUAUAUUCCCUCAGUCAGCAACCACUGAGAAAGCAAGCAAAUCGGACAGUGAGCAGAAGCGAGUAAAACGUAUUUAAUUUUCACAACCUCCUCCACCACCAUUCCCUUACCCAUUUCCCCAAAUUUUCCAUAGCCCUUCUUCUCAAACCCUAGAAAUAUUCACAAUUUAUUCUACAUGGAUUUUUCCAAGAAACCCUUGCAAUAAAUCCUGAAUAAAAGACAAACCACAAGCACAAUUGCCCAUUGCUCACAAAAGCUCAGAUCAAAUAUGGCUGCAUUUUCUUCUUCCAGGUACUUAUUAGCCUUCUUCUUGCUCAAUCUUUACCUCAAAGUCAUGGAUGCCGACCCCAAUUUAACUUUUUAUUUCAAGAAUUUUGGUAAAGAUUCCAACUUUGAGUCCCAGCUUGCCCUGUUUGGGGAUGCUAAGGGUGGUAGGGACAACUUUUCUGUUCAAAUUUCUGGGUCUGGGGUUACUACUGCUGGGAGGUUUGUCUGCAAGAAGCCCCUUAAUCUUGUUCAUGAAAAAUCAAGAAAAAUGGUGUCAUUUUCGAGUUACUUUGCAUUUUCCAUGUCUGGGGUGAAUGGGGAUGGGUUGGCUUUUGUGAUUCUCCCUUCUCAAUUCCCUUUGAAUGUUUUUGAUGGUGGAGAGAUGGGGUUGUUAGGAGAGAGAAAGAUGAAGUUUCUUGCAGUUGAAUUCGAUACUUUUAAGAAUGAAAAACAUGGAGAUGUGAAUGCUAACCAUGUUGGGAUAGAUGUCAGUAGCCCUGUCUCUGUUAAAGUGAGCAAUGUUUCAUCCAUCAAUUUGGUGCUAAAUGGUGGGGAGAAGUUGCAAACUUGGAUUGAUUAUGAAGCAAGUAGUAAAAGAUUUGAGGUUAGGUUGAACAAAUUUGGUGAGAGUAGGCCACUUGAUCCAUUGCUCACUUACCCCAUUGAUCUCUCCAAAAUGUGGGGCGAUGAAGAUGUUGUUGUGGGAUUGAGCUCUUCUUCGAGUGCAAACUCGUCUCAGAAAAGCAAUGUCUACUCAUGGAGCUUCAAGUCGAGAAUCAUGCCAGAAUGGAUGCAUUCCGAGCCCUUGGAUCCACAGCACUUUGUUGGGAAGGAAGAAGAGAUGAAAGUUCGCAAGAGAAGCGACUGCACGUUGAGAAUUCUUUCAGCGUUGGUUUUUGGCACAGCAUGCGGAGCUUUGGGGGCAUUCCUCGUGUUGUUCCUGUGGACUGUCUUGGGGGAUAGGCGCCCCAUCGUGCCAGAGGAAUUUGUUGUGCAACCUAAGGAGUUGGAGUACAAGAAGUUUGAUGUUUCUGUAGAUAAAACCAUCGAAGGUGGUGCUUGAAUUUGCAGAGUAGAGAAUGUGGUGUUUUGUCAUUGUAAAUCCUCUCUUUUUUAGUACUUGGAAUGCUGUGGUUGCCAUGGUGCUGUAAUUUAGUGAUCAGUCAUUUUAAAUGUAGUUUUGAUCUAUUAUAUAUGUUGUGAUCAUUGAAAUACAGCUUCAUUUGGGAAA
Molecule: messenger RNA, 1608 nt
Organism: Salvia miltiorrhiza (redroot sage)
Lineage: Eukaryota; Viridiplantae; Streptophyta; Magnoliopsida; Lamiales; Lamiaceae
Product: L-type lectin-domain containing receptor kinase VIII.1-like
Exons: 1
Coding region: 379-1440 (353 amino acids)
Molecular function (GO): carbohydrate binding
Source: RefSeq, a predicted model, not a curated record